This is a messenger RNA of Hordeum vulgare subsp. vulgare (domesticated barley), 1244 nucleotides long. RefSeq lists its product as uncharacterized. The transcript has a single exon. NCBI's taxonomy places the organism in Eukaryota, Viridiplantae, Streptophyta, Magnoliopsida, Poales, Poaceae. The coding region runs from base 1 to 1143 and encodes 380 amino acids. The record is from RefSeq and is a predicted model, not a curated record. Gene Ontology annotation, molecular function: protein binding.
AUGGCACCAGGACCACGGCGGACACUCCCGGACGAGCUCGUAGAAGAGAUCCUCAUCCGGAUCCCGCCCGACGACCCGGCCAGCCUACUCCGCGCCUCCCUCGUCUGCAAGUCCUGGAGCGAGGUCGUCUCCCACCGCGGGUUCAGCCGCCGCCUCCGCGAUCACCACCGAGCACCCCCGGUGCUCGGCUUCCUGCACGACUGGUACGACGAGGACAUGCCCGAAUUCAUCCCCGCCACCUCAUCGCCAUUCUCUCUCGCCGUUCCCGACCGCAGGCUCUGGCAGGCCGUCGACUGCCGCCACGGGCGCGCCCUCUUCCUCUCCAACCCCAAGUGCCCGUAUACCCAGGAACUCCUUAUGUGGGAGCCAAUCACGGGUGCCCGGCAGCGCAUACCGGUGCCCACGGCAUUCCAGAGUGGCCGCACAACUGCCGCCGUGUUCUGCACAGCGGAUGGCUGCGACCAUUGCCACUGCCACGGAGGUCCCUUUUGCGUGGUCUUCAUCUUCUCCAUCGACGACGAAGAGAUACGCGAAGGCGCCGUCGAGCAGGAGUAUGUCACGUCGGCGUGCAUAUACUCGUCGGAGACUGACGCCUGGGGCGAGCCGACCUUGAUGCAUGGCGAGUGUUACAUGGACUUCACAUGCUAUUCCAGUGUGCUUGUCGGGAGGUCUCUGCUCUACUUCUUGUCCGAUGGUGGGAUGAUCUUGGAGUAUGACUUGGCAAGGCACACGCUGAUUUCGUUCGAUAUACCAUACUCCUGCAGCACUAAGGAUGUAUUUGAUUGCAACCUCAUGCUUGCGGAGAACGGUGGACUGGGACUCGUCGAAGAAUUGAAUCCGCAUCUACAAUUGUGGUCAAGAGAGGUUGAUGCCCGAUGGGUACCCAGCCGGAUCAUCUACUUGGGAAGUUUGUCCCUAAAUGGUGCUCCAGUGGAUGGAGCAUGUCCAGUCCAUGUGUUGGGCUUUGCCGAGGGAGCAAACGUCAUUGUUGUGACCACAUCUGCUGGCGUCUACUCAAUCCAAGUACAAUCAGCGCAUGCAAACAAGGUGUGUGAUGAGGCCAAAGAAUGCGACGAUUAUGGCUAUGGUAAUUUGAUUCCAGUUGUGGGAUUUUACACUCCUGUUCCCAAGUUGAGCAGAUGAGAAAAAAGUUUAUGAUAUAGGUGGUACAAUGGUUAAUUACUUAGCAGCUUAAUCUCCUGAAUGUCAUGUUUACCAACUUGUGAAAUAAUAAAGCUUUUGGA